Messenger RNA from Branchiostoma floridae (Florida lancelet), 1797 nucleotides. RefSeq lists its product as uncharacterized. Lineage: Eukaryota; Metazoa; Chordata; Leptocardii; Amphioxiformes; Branchiostomatidae. The coding region runs from base 145 to 1797 and encodes 550 amino acids. The record is from RefSeq and is a predicted model, not a curated record. The transcript is spliced from 6 exons.
UUUUCUUAUCACGGUGGUCUAAAACAGCCUCAAAAAUCCCCACUUGGGAACAUACAUAUUGAUGAGAAUUUUGGUGUCAAUCACCCUUGUCUCUAUUGACAACAGUCUGUGAUUGGUUGGCACUUUUGAAGGCGGGCUGUAGUAAUGUUUACCUUCUUGCUUCACCCCUGUGGCUUUUUUGCGCGAACUGUCCUAUUGAUAUGCGUACCUGCAAUCACAACCAAUUGUUCUACGAUUUCGCACAUUUUAACAAUACAUCGCGUGGGUAUGAUCAUAAGCUUCUCUGGCGACAAACUGACAACACCGUUUCAAACUACGCUCCUGCACCUCCGUUCCGAUCUCGUCAACAUGCCCAAAACUAAACCGUCCAAGAAGUCCCAAUCGGCCGCAUCUGGGUGCAGCAUCAACGUCACGAUUGACGGACCAAACCACCGGUUGAGCGCGCGAGCUCGGGGCGGCCCACCGACUCUCAGAAAUCCUCGGCGGGACUGGCGUUUCUGGCGCGGAGCUUCCACGGCGGUCAAGACCGAGAUCACGCCUGUCUUCAGACGGUGGAUGCGUGAGACGGUCCCCGAGCAGGACAAGCUGGACUUCGCCAUGCUGGACUUGGACGGAAAGAUUGAGGAGAUAGCCGGCAGCGCUCUUCUCUUGGCCGGGCCGCUAAACGACUUCUACCUCACCAAGAUCGGGGGAGAAGUCUCAGCCCGGCUCAAGAGAAACAACAGUACCGGCAUGGCCAGCUUCGAGAGGGACAUCCCACCGACCGUGUUCUCGCAGCUGAUGUACCUCAUGAAGCGAUAUGGCGGCCAUGUCGACCUGUCCCAGACCAGCAAACCCGGCAUGUACGGCAACGUCGAGGUGACGAUCACAAGCCUUGACGUUCUGAAGAAAGUGCUCAGUGGGACAAGAUCUGAUGGGAGGAACUACCUGGCCAAGUUCCAUUUUGACAAGGAACGAACCCCUGAUGGAGUACGCAGCCACUACAGGGGAAAGAGCAAGGUGGUGGUCAGUGAGUCGAGGCCGUUCCGGUUCUCAUACAACAGCAGCAGAGGGAGGCUGACUGUCUCCUUCUACCGACAGACCUGGGACCGGAAUGGCCUAGUAGAGGACACGAUGCUCAUGUCCCACAAAGCGAGGAGGCUGCUGGUUCUUCUACUGAUCAUCCUGAAGGAAGCUGGACCGACCGCAGCCUGCAGCAGCAGCUGUUCAUCAUUACAAUGUUACUGCAGCAGCAGAUUCCUCACCAGUGUUCCUCAGGACCUGCCUACAAACAUCACUCAGCUUUACUUACGGAGCAACGCCAUCACAAACUUAAUUAGGGAAGGUUUCCUAUUGAAUAUCUUUGGUCCAAGUGUUAGGAUUGACAACAACCCCUGGCAGUGUGACUGUAGGAUGGCCCCCUUUAGACAGAGGAUGAACGGGUCCUACCCAUUUGAAGACCAGAUCAGAUGUGCUGGACCUGUUAACAGCCAGCAUGUCUAUAAUGUUCCAACUGAUGACCCAGUGUAUGACACCAUACCCGAAAUCAACCAAAGGGAAAGCCCAUACCAAGGUGCUGGCAACAUACACCUUGGCAGCUUUAACAACGGAUAUGAGGUUCCAUCCCCCUCCCUGGGCCCUGAAAUUGGUGCCCGUCCACAAGCAAGACAAGGUUUGAAUUCACAGUCCCACAGAUAUGUGAACAACCAGGUUAGUGCAGCUGCUAGACCAAACCACUAUGAACCCCUGAGGAACCCCAGUGGUCAGCAGCAGCACACCUACACAUCCCUGCUGCCUCAGUACUUGCAACACCGUUAG